This is a messenger RNA of Centropristis striata (black sea bass), 3848 nucleotides long. It is a transcript of the gene katnb1, whose product is annotated as katanin p80 (WD repeat containing) subunit B 1. Gene Ontology annotation, biological process: microtubule depolymerization; microtubule severing. The transcript is spliced from 22 exons. The record is from RefSeq and is a predicted model, not a curated record. Lineage: Eukaryota; Metazoa; Chordata; Actinopteri; Perciformes; Serranidae. Bases 458 to 2569 code for a protein of 703 amino acids. Gene Ontology annotation, molecular function: microtubule binding. Gene Ontology annotation, cellular component: katanin complex.
GUCCGGAUGAAGGUCUGGUAGUUGGAGAAGGCCAGCUCCCGGGUCUGCUGCAGGAUCUGGGCCCGCUCCUCAGCCAGCCGCUCCGGCUCCCGGAGCAGCGUGUCCAGGCUGAAGGAGCUGAGCUCGGACAGACAGCUUCAGGUGCGUCUCCGCCCCCUGCAGGCCGCAGAGUGAACUACAACAACACCACCACCACAGUAUUACAGACGUCACCGGAAGUGGGCGGGGCGUCUCAGUUGCUAAGCUGCAGCGGAGCAGCAACCGGACUGUCAACAGGUUCCUCUGCUAGCUGCUGACGGAUUCUCCGGUUAACGGCCCCGCCGAGCCUUCAGGGGACUAACGGACACCGACACCGCCAGGUGCAGGACGCUGCGUGCAGACGGAGACGAGACGCUGAUGUCUGAACUUACUGAUCCUCACUGAACAACCGUCUGCAGUGAAACAAAGCGUGACCAGCAUGGCUGCAGCUAACACCACCAAGAUCUCAUGGAGACUGCAGGAGUUCGAGGCUCACUCCAGCAGCGUCUCCUGCUCAGCUCUGGCCAAAAGCUCGGGCCGCCUGCUGGCUACAGGAGGGGAGGACUGCAGGGUCAACAUCUGGGCCGUCAGCAAGGCCAACUGCAUCAUGAGUCUGACUGGUCACAAGAACCCAGUGGAGUGUGUCCAGUUCAACACGUCGGAGGAGCAGGUGGUCGCUGGCUCCCAGUCCGGAUCGAUACGAGUCUGGGACCUGGAGGCUGCAAAGAUUUUAAGGACUCUGAUGGGACACAAAGCCAACAUCACCAGUCUGGGCUUCCACCCGUUUGGAGAGUUCCUCGCCUCCAGCUCCAUGGACACAAACAUCAAGCUGUGGGAUGUGCGGAGGAAAGGAUACGUGUUCAGGUACAAGGGACACACUCAGGCUGUGAGGAGUCUGGCAUUCAGUCCAGACGGGAAGUGGUUAGCUUCAGCCAGCGACGACUGCACCGUCAAGCUGUGGGACCUGACUCAGGGGAAGACUAUCACAGAGUUUAAAUCUCACACUGCAGCCGUCAACAUCGUCCAGUUUCACCCCAACGAGUACCUGCUGGCCUCGGGCAGCUCCGACAGGACCAUCAAGCUGUGGGAUCUGGAGAAGUUCUCUAUGAUCGGCUCGUUGGAGGGAGACACGACUCCAGUCAGGUGUGUGUUUUUCAGCUCAGACGGCAGCUGUCUGUACAGCGGCUCCACAGACUCUCUGCGUGUGUUCGGCUGGGAGCCGAACCGCUGCUUUGACGUGGUUCCUGUGGGCUGGGGGAAGGUCUCCGACCUCGCCGUCUGCAACCAGCAGCUGAUUGGCGUGUCCCACCAGCUCUCCAGCGUCUCCUCCUAUGUCGUCGACCUGAAGCGUGUGAAGAAAAGCGGUGGCGCCAUGAUCCAGGGCAUCAUCAAGGACAACCAGCCGCUCACAGAGCCCAAAGACCCCAAAGGAGCCGCGCUACGCCGGAACUACGACAGACCCACAACCACCUGCAGCUCACAGAGGGUGAAACAGCGGUCAGACGCUGACAGGCGAAGCCCCGAGGGCGAGAGGCGGAGCCCCAGCGAGGACGAGGCCGACGAGAAGCUGUCGUCAGCAGAAAUCCACAACGCAGAAGACUUCAAGGAGAUCUUCCAGCCCAAGAACGCCAUCUCUCGGACUCCUCCCAGAAUGUCAGAGCCUUUCCCUGCUCCUCCAGAGGACGACCCUGUGUUGGCGAUCGGCCGCCAGCUGAAGGACAUGGUCGCUCCCUUUCCUGAAAAACUGCCGAAGGCUCCUCCCCUGGCCUCCUCCACACCGGUGCAGAGGGUGGAGCCUACAGUCGUCUCCUGUGCGAAGCGUGCAGCGCCCUCGGCCAUCGACCCGCUGUCCUCCAGCCCCCCUGCCUCAGGCCCCCCCCCUGCUCCUCCUCAGCCUCCUGUUUUGACGGCAAAGUCUAAACCGCAACCUAAAGUCAUCCUCAGCACCAGAAACGAGCCCAUCGGACUGAAUGUGGCCGACUUCCUGCCUUCGUCUCCCAACAACCGUGCGGGCGCUCUGAUCGACGAGGAGGCUCUGUCCCAGCUGAAGAAAGGUCACGACACCAUGUGUGUGAUGCUGCGCAGCCGACACAAGAACCUGGAGACGGUCCACGUGGUGUGGGCCCGCGAGGACAUCAAGAGUGCUCUGGACGCCGCCGUCUCCAUGAACGACCUGUCCAUCGUGGUGGACAUCCUCAACAUCAUCAACCUUCAGCCCUCUCUGUGGAAACUGGACCUGUGUACAACCAUCCUCCCUCAGAUCGACCAGCUGCUGCAGAGCAAAUAUGAAAGCUACAUUCAGACUGGCUGCACGUCUCUGAAGCUCAUCAUGAAACAUUUCUGGAUGCUGAUCUCCGACACGCUGAAGGCCACGCCGUCUGUCGGAGUGGACAUCACAAGAGAGGAGAGACACCACAAGUGCAGAGUCUGCUGCAAGCAGCUGAAGAACCUGAGCAACAUGGUGAAGAACAAGGCGGGGCAGGUCGGCCGACACGGCAGCGCCUUCAAAGAGCUGCAGCUGCUGAUGGCGCCGCUGGACGACUCGCUCUGAGCCGCCAUCAUCACAGGACGAGUCAGCUGAUCUGACGGACAGACAGACUGGUGAAAGAUUUUUGCACUUUGUGUGUCGCUGUGACACGAACCCUCCGGAGGAAGAACUUUGUGAAUAAAAGUGUUAUUUAAAGACUAAAAGAACACGGACACACUAAGGAAAUCAGAGAAGAAGAACGUGUCGGCUGGACUCAGGGAGGAAACACUCGGUGAGGUGCUGUCAGGUUUCCUCUCUGAGGGAGAAAAAGACGCUCAGGAUGCUGCAGACAGACGUCGUCUUACCUGCUGUCAAUAUCAAAGAACAAUCAACUGACUGAGUUUAAAGGAAGAGUUUAACAUGAAGCAGUUAAAGACUGGAAACCCACCUAUCAGCACUUCUAAAGCUCAGUAAUUACAUAAACAUAAUCGUUCUCUACAAUCCUUAAAACACAUUUAUAUUAUUUACAAAGACACAAGAGAAAGAAAAUCAACGAAAAGUCCUGCAAAACAAGCGCAACAUAUCUCAGGACAUUCAGCUAACUAGUCAAAUUUGCAUAUGUAUUCAAUAAAUAAACACAAAAUUUAACCAAAACCCAAAAAUAAACCAAUAAAUCUGUAUUCAGUCCCCAAAAGUAAAAUCCUGGUGUAGAAUACAAAGAGUUAGACAGUCAGAGCUGUGGAUGGUGUUAUGUUAUAUAUUAUACCUAAAUAAUCUGUUGUUAAUGCAGAUUAAACAAACAGAAUACAAACAUGAUCAUCUGAAGCUUCAGAGCUGCUGGAAAGUGGAUUUUGUUUCCUUUCAAUCAAGUUUAUAAAACUAGAUAAAUGUCACUUUGGACAAAUCCCAGUCAACACAACAAGCCUGAAUGUGUUUAUUGAGACUUGGAUGUUCAUGUGAGGUAAAAGCCUCUUUCACACCUGAAGCGGUUUCCAGUCUUUAUGCUAAGCUAACAGCUAACAAACACGCACUUUUCCCAACAUGUCAAACUUUUCCUUUAACGCUGCCAAGAAGCUCUGGUGUGGAGAUCUUUAAGAACAGACGUGUUGAGGGGGAGCGCCUCAUUCUUGUGCCUCUUCUCACCUGAAACAGACGAUCUCUGGUGGCUGACAAACGUAAGCAAACUUAAACUAAAGUCAGAAACUGUGAGGUCAGCGGACAGCUGCAGAAACACACUGAGUCCAUCAUAGAUUUUUUUGAUGUUGAAAUAUUUUCACUGUUUCUAUUUUUCAGACAAUUAGGUUCUGCAUUUUAAAUGGGACAUUCUGUUUAUUUAAAUAAAGAUGUACACAUCUGGAUUAAA